Molecule: messenger RNA, 1658 nt
Organism: Setaria italica (foxtail millet)
Lineage: Eukaryota; Viridiplantae; Streptophyta; Magnoliopsida; Poales; Poaceae
Product: strigolactone esterase D14
Exons: 2
Coding region: 309-1235 (308 amino acids)
Source: RefSeq, a predicted model, not a curated record
GCACAAUCCAAAACUCCUCUCGUCAUCCACAUCUGCAACUCCCCCACCCGCACCAACACACCAAACCGAGGAGCACGCAGAGGAGGGGAGGGAGAGAGAUGGAGGAAUAAAGCAGAGAGGGGGAGCCCAGCCGGAGAUCAAAAGGAAAGCCGAUAGCUUGUGUUGUGUGUGCGUAGAGAGAGAGAGCAGAGAAGAGGGAGAGGAGAGGUGUGAACAGAGCAUCCCCAUGGCCUCUGCUCCUGCUGCUGCUAUAUAAGACCGGGGCGCCUCUGCUUCCCGAUCCCCGUCCCCCCAACCACCCCGGUCUCAUGCUUCGGUCCACGCACCCGCCCAGCCCCACCAGCGGCAGCUCGGCGGCCCCGGCGUCCAGCUCCGACGCCACGAUGGUCGGGGGCGGCGGCGGCGGCGGCGCGGCGGGCAGCGGCGCCCCGAGCGGGGCCAAGCUGCUGCAGAUCCUCAACGUGCGGGUGGUGGGCAGCGGCGACCGCGUGGUGGUGCUGUCCCACGGCUUCGGGACGGACCAGUCGGCGUGGAGCCGCGUGCUCCCCUACCUCACCCGCGACCACCGCGUGGUGCUCUACGACCUCGUCUGCGCCGGCAGCGUCAACCCGGAGCACUUCGACUUCCGACGCUACGACACGCUCGACUCCUACGUCGACGACCUGCUCGCCAUCCUCGACGCGCUCCGCAUCCCGCGAUGCGCCUUCGUCGGGCACUCCGUCUCCGCCAUGAUCGGCAUCCUCGCAUCCAUCCGACGCCCCGAGCUCUUCGCCAAGCUCAUCCUCAUCGGCGCAUCGCCCAGGUUCCUGAACGACAACGACUACCACGGCGGGUUCGAGCUGCCGGAGAUCCAGCAGGUGUUCGCCGCGAUGGCGGCCAACUACUCGGCGUGGGCGACGGGGUACGCGCCGCUGGCGGUGGGCGCGGACGUGCCCGCGGCGGUGCAGGAGUUCAGCCGCACCCUCUUCAACAUGCGCCCGGACAUCUCCCUCCACGUCUGCCGCACGGUGUUCAACACCGAUCUCCGCGGCGUGCUGGGCAUGGUGCGCUCUCCCUGCGUGGUGGUGCAGACCACCCGCGACGUCUCCGUCCCGGCCUCCGUCGCCGCCUACCUCAAGGCCCACCUCGGCGGCCGCACCACCGUCGAGUUCCUCCAGACCGAGGGCCACCUCCCGCACCUCUCCGCCCCCGGCCUCCUCGCCCAGGUGCUCCGCCGCGCGCUCGCCCGGUUCUAGCGACACGCCCCUCCCUCAUGGCGAUCGGUAUCUUUUACCGCCUCGGUUUUACCCCUUGCCAAGAAUCAAAAAUGGCGCGACCCGCGCCGUUGCUGUGUGUUGCCAAUCCAUGACUGUAGAAGAACUUGUUCUGGUGCCCCGAUUUUUUUAACUUUUUAUUACUGGAGCAGUAGUACUGGUAGUACUCCGCAUCUCGCCUUCUUCCUCCUGCGCCGCACCUGCACCGCAGGACAGAGAUAAGCGGGCCUGCUCGCGCCACGUGGCGGGUGCUCGAGACGGUGCAGGAGUUUGUUCCAGCUUCUCUCGUGCCUUGUCCCAUCUGCAAGAGUAGGCUGCAGUAACUUUUUCUUCUUCUUCUUUUUAGGCCAUGUUUAGUUACUCCCAACUUCCAACUUUGACACUAUGCAAAAAGAAGAUUCCCCA